AUGGCGUCCAAGGCGGACUACCAGAUCGCCUCUCUGGCAGCGGGCUUCACGAUCGGCUUCGGAUUCUUGACGGUAUGGGAGGCUAUGAAGCAGACGAGACAGAACCGGAACCCCCUACGAAGUUCAUACAUCUACAUGAUGUGGGGUGAGAUCUUGGCCAACUUGGCCAUCACGAUCAUUGGAUGGCUGUUCCUGGAUGGCAUAUUGGGACCAACGGUUCCCGUACUAUUCUUCAUCUUAUUCCUCUGGGUCUUCGAGGUUCAGCUGCUGAUGCAAAUCAUCAUCAACCGAAUUGCCGUCAUUGCAGAAAGCCAGAAGACAAUCAUGUGGCUGAAAUGGGGAACGGCGGUGGUGAUCACCGUUAUCAACAUCGCAGUCUUCAUCAUCUGGAUUCCAUCUCACUUGGACCCUCCUGCGGGCGACAUUUUCGUUCAAAUCAACCACUACUGGGAUCGUACCUCGAAAGUACUGAUUCUGAUUGUUGAUGCUGGCCUCAACUGGUAUUUCUUGAGAAUCGUGAAGACGCGUCUUCUUAGUCAACAUGGCUUGGUCAAGUACAAGCCCCUCGUUGGCUUCAAUGCCAAACUCAUGGUUCUAUCCAUUGGCAUGGACGCCAUGCUUAUUGGUCUGAUGUCUCUUCCGAACCAAGUCGUCUAUAUUCAGUUCCACCCCGUCGCCUACAUGGUCAAGCUCAACAUCGAGAUGUCCAUGGCAUCACUCAUUACCCGACUUGCGAAGGACCAGGAUAGCGGCUUCAGAUUCAACUCGCUCUCUUACUCCAAGGGCCGCUCCCGAACCAACCGAACCACCCAGCUCCACGAUCGCGGCGAGCAUGAUGCAGGCCUCAAGAGCUACCACCGAGCCAGCGUCGGAGCGGUCCCUCCCGAUUUGCAGCUGGAUAGCAUACCCGGUAGCUCAGCUGGAAUUCACCGAAGAGUCGACGUCGAUAUCAGAGUCGAGCAGACACCCACAAGCACCCCGUCUUUCGGUGGCAGGUCCCGACACGAUGACAACGGCAGUGGCAGCACUUUCUACAAACUCGAUGACGAAGACUCUCUCACUGGGAACCCAGGCCACCCUCGUUCUCGAUCCAUCGAGAAGAGCCUCUGA
Molecule: messenger RNA, 1110 nt
Organism: Colletotrichum karsti
Lineage: Eukaryota; Fungi; Ascomycota; Sordariomycetes; Glomerellales; Glomerellaceae
Exons: 4
Coding region: 1-1110 (369 amino acids)
Source: RefSeq, a predicted model, not a curated record